UUUUUUUUGCCUCUUGCCUUUUGCAUCAUCAGUAGCUUCUAGUCAUGUUUGGUGUGUUGACUUAGCAUAAAUGCUAAGUCUGGCAUUCCCAAGGUGCUUUUUGCUAACAGUCUUGAUCCACGGAGGUGAUGGAACCGAUUGGGGAUUAAUUCUCAGCGAGUGAUUGUCCUCCCAUGCUGUUCUGGAAGUUUCACUUUUACUGUGAUUACCCUUCUUCCAGUGACUGGUCCAUUGCUCACUAUUUUGGCAUCCUGAUGUCAAAAGUGUCAGGGGCUCUCACUUCUGCAGCUGAGCUCUGGAGGACCAUUUAUUUCUGUGCUUUUGCUGCUGUUGGUUAAAUUUAGCACAUAUAUCAGAGGCCAGUACAUAUUUGAGUGCCUACUAUGUGCAUUGCUAGAAGCUCUAGGGAGAUCAGAAAAAUAUUGGGAUUCCUUUUCUUGCUUAUGAUCUCAUGAGAGAGGAUAUACACACGAGAGAGGCAACCAGAUAUCAAGGGAACGGGUCCACUGCUAAAGCUAGCUAUGAUGUAAGCCUGCUGGAGAAAUUUGGAGAAAGGGUCAGAGCUCAGAACUGAGGUCUAAAAAGCAGUAUUAGUCAUCUUAAAUCCCUCCAAGGAUUUUCCUUUGUGUUGUGGAUAACCAUGGCCUCCUUCAACAACAACAAAGUCUUAAGUUGGCUCAACCAUGAUAUUGACCCAGUGUAGCAGUUCUUUGUUAAAGGGAUAUCCUAUAGCUUUCCUAAUCUUUGCUUAUAGUUAAGACUUGAUGAGUCUGAGAAGCAAUUGAGAAUUCAGUAUGGUGCAUCGCGCGGCACUGUGAAACUACUAGCUUUGGGGUCACAGUUGCUAGGAUAUUUAGUUAAGCCGAGUCCACUUCUGGAGGAACAAUUUAAUUUUUUUAAUUAACUGUUGAGGUUGUUUGGGCAAAUCAGGACAAAUGCCAGAAAUAGUCCAAGGACAUCCUUUGCUGCACUUUAGGUAAAUGCCUCUGGUUACCAUCUGUACAAAUUCAACUUUCUCUAAGGAGCAGAAUCAACUGCUAUAAAUUUCAGUUAGCCACCCUAGGGUGCUCACUGGUCAUGCACUGAGAGCGCUGAUGAAUAAUAUAGUGGUAAGCAGCAGGGCUGGGGGAGGAGGAGGAGUGUGGAAAAGGACAAAGAGUUGAAUAAUUUCCUCUUACGUAACAGCCAAGUAUAAUUUUUAAGUUUCUAAACUUAUCUGGGAAGCUCAGGAUCUGGCUGUUUUGUCUUGCUAGUUUUUCUGUGUCAGUGGAAAUUAGUUCUUUAGUAUGACUCACCACUGUCGUGGUUAUGACGAAGGAUACCAUUAAGUUGAAUCAGAUUAUUUGGUUUCUGACCACUGAUCCUUUUGAGGGCCGGAGGAGCUAUUUACUUCCCUGAAGUGUAGAAGUCCAGUGUGAGUGCAAGGUUUCUGAAGUUAAGCCGUGACGAGAGUAUAUACAGUUAAUGAUCAAGUGUCUCUGAUUUCUAGGAUUUGUACUGUGUUCGCAGUGACCUGGGGAACCUGCUCAAAGCCCUGGGUCGCUUGGAAGAAGCCAAGGUAGGUGUUCCGUAGAAUGCAUUUACACAUCAGUGUUUUGAAAAUCUGAUUCAAAUCUUCAUUGAGUUAUCUUCACAACCAGUCCUGAGAAACUGAGGAAAAACUGACAGCAUGAAUCGCCUCAGUCUAGAGCAAGGCCAGGCUUUGGUGCUCCUGCUCUAAAAGUAGGGGUAAAGCAAGGACCUGCACAUUGUGGAGCCCUUCCGCUGAGCUAGAUCACCCUAGAUCACUGGGCUCCGGCACGAUCUUAUCUGGGAAUAAAUAGCAUUCCUUCAAAUGGGAGGUUUGCCUGCUGGUGACAAGCAGCGGCGCCAUUGAAAAUGCUGCUCUUCUAAGUCCUUUGUGGCUUGUAAGUGGAGAAGAAAGUCAUCAGAAUGUUACCCUGUAAUACUGGCAUUUAAACUUUUUAUUCUUUAACCUUCCUCCCCUCAUCCCUGUCCCCUCCCCCCUUUUUACAGUGGAAGAAAGGCUGGUUAAUGAUCACAAAUUCCAUGAUUGGCGCUUCCCCACCCCCUCCUCCCCAUCCUGUCCUCUCUUUCCAGCUCCUCCCUUCCCCUCCCUCCCCCCUCCUUCCUUCCGGUUCCCCCCCUUCCUUGCAGUUUCCUUUAGUCUUCUCCCUCCCUUAUUUCCUUCUCUUUCCCUGCCUUGCUCCCUUGAAAACAAAACAAAACAUCCAAGGGCAGAAGGACAAAGCUGGUUUGUUUGGGAAAUGGACUGAUCGAAAGAAAACUUGCUAAAGUGGAAAGGUGGCUUUUAGCAGUCUUUUGUUUCCAAAUGAUGAGAAUUUGAAUAUCAGGUUGGGUUUGAAAGCUUUCGGCCUAAUUGAAACCUUAAAUUACAAACUGAAAUUGUCUUGUUACAAGCCACCUUACGCAAUCGCGCUGCAGGGGUGAGGAGUGGGGAGAAACCAGAGAGCCUCUGAACCUCCCACCUGUUGCUCUGAGCCCCACGCGCAUGCUGAUGCGUGGAGUGUAUGCGCAGCGUAGCUGUCUGUUUGAUCACCUCAUGGUAGGGAGAGCGAAGGCUUUUCGGCACCACGUGAUGGGAAAAAGCCCUGAUGUGUUUUUUUUGUUGUUGUUGUUUUUUUGGUUUUCUUUUUGUUUUUGUUUUUGUUUUUUUGCAAAGUGCAGAGUUCAUAAAUUCAUUGCACUGGCCAUUUGGAUCAACCCGCAUAGGUUUCCACCCUAUGAAUUCCAUCCGAUUGAUUGAAAACGAGCUGAAAAGAUGCCUCGUUGGCGAUUUCCUUAGGAAAUAGAUCUUCCAGGCCCGGUUCAUUUUCAUCCCACCAAGCGGACAGCUAACACGAAUUGCACUUCACUGCAGCUUUAGAGACCGGUUUAGGCUGAGACACUGCGCCUGCCUUAGGUUGCUGACUUCUUUAUUUCAGAGCUCUGGAGACACCUAGUUUGAAAAGCGUUAUACUGGUUUUGUGAGAACUUAGUAAACAAGACACCUAUGGAGUGAAAUGCAACGUAUUUCUUUUGCAAUCAGUGCAUUUAAAAAUUCAAGCCAGCAAAUUCUUAGCAGCUAGAAGCAAAUUUGUUUUACAGCAAUCUCAGAGCCUUUCUUCCAGCAAAGUCCCUGCUGUAUGCAAUAGUCCUGAGUAUAACCCUCUCCCUUCUGCAUGACUCCCAUGUUACAGACUGAGACUGUCCUCAUUCCCAUAUGUUAUAGACAUAUCCAAAGAAUUUCAAUUGCUUUGUUGAACUUUUACUAAUGAUCUUGUUUUAUUUUCUCUCUUGUUUUUGGUUUUUCACCAUUGAUAUUGUAUUUAGAAGGUUUCAGGUGGGUGAAACCUCCUAUUCCAUGCGUAAGGUGCCUCGCUGAAGGGAGCUCGAGGCCUGGAUCUAGGGCAGACACACACCUCCUCCUCCUCUUCCAGCAAGGAACGCACCGAAAAGUCACAUGAUGAGAAAUAUGGCAUGUUACUUGAAAGCAAUUGAGACGCAACCAAACUUUGCUGUAGCUUGGAGUAAUCUUGGCUGUGUUUUUAAUGCCCAAGGAGAGAUUUGGCUUGCAAUUCAUCAUUUUGAAAAGGCUGUGACCCUUGAUCCCAAUUUUCUCGAUGCCUAUAUCAAUUUGGGAAAUGUCCUAAAGGAGGCACGUAUAUUUGACAGAGCUGUAGCAGCUUACCUUCGAGCCCUGAGCCUGAGUCCUAAUCAUGCAGUGGUGCAUGGCAACUUGGCGUGUGUAUACUAUGAACAAGGCCUCAUAGACCUUGCAAUAGACACCUACAGGCGUGCUAUUGAGCUACAACCUCAUUUUCCAGAUGCUUACUGCAACCUAGCCAAUGCUUUGAAAGAGAAGGGCAGUGUUGCUGAGGCAGAGGAUUGUUAUAAUACAGCUCUCCGGCUUUGUCCCACCCAUGCAGACUCUCUAAAUAACUUGGCCAACAUUAAACGGGAACAGGGGAACAUUGAAGAAGCAGUCCGCCUGUAUCGUAAAGCGCUUGAAGUGUUCCCUGAAUUUGCUGCUGCCCAUUCAAAUUUAGCCAGUGUAUUACAACAACAGGGAAAAUUGCAGGAAGCCCUGAUGCAUUAUAAGGAAGCGAUUAGGAUCAGCCCUACCUUUGCCGAUGCUUAUUCCAACAUGGGAAACACUUUGAAGGAGAUGCAGGAUGUUCAGGGGGCCUUGCAGUGUUACACCCGAGCCAUCCAGAUUAACCCAGCUUUUGCAGAUGCACACAGCAAUCUGGCUUCCAUUCACAAGGAUUCAGGUAACAUUCCAGAAGCAAUCGCUUCUUACCGAACUGCUCUGAAACUAAAGCCUGACUUUCCUGAUGCUUACUGUAACUUGGCCCAUUGCCUGCAGAUUGUUUGUGAUUGGACUGACUAUGAUGAACGGAUGAAGAAAUUAGUUAGCAUUGUAGCUGAUCAGCUGGAGAAGAACAGGUUACCUUCUGUGCAUCCUCAUCACAGCAUGCUAUAUCCUCUUUCUCAUGGAUUUAGGAAGGCUAUUGCUGAGAGACAUGGAAACCUCUGCUUGGACAAGAUCAAUGUCCUUCACAAGCCACCGUAUGAACAUCCAAAAGAUUUGAAAGUCAGUGAGGGUCGACUCCGGGUAGGAUAUGUGAGUUCUGACUUUGGAAAUCAUCCGACUUCCCAUCUCAUGCAAUCUAUUCCCGGGAUGCAUAACUCCGAUAAAUUCGAGGUGUUCUGUUAUGCCCUCAGCCCAGAUGAUGGCACAAACUUUCGUGUGAAAGUGAUGGCAGAAGCAAACCAUUUCAUCGACCUUUCUCAGAUUCCAUGUAAUGGGAAAGCAGCAGAUAGAAUUCAUCAGGAUGGGAUCCACAUCCUUGUGAACAUGAAUGGCUAUACCAAGGGUGCACGCAAUGAACUCUUUGCUCUGCGGCCAGCUCCCAUUCAGGCAAUGUGGCUGGGAUACCCUGGGACUAGUGGUGCACUUUUCAUGGACUAUAUUAUCACAGAUCAGGAAACUUCUCCAGCAGAGGUUGCUGAGCAAUACUCGGAGAAAUUGGCUUAUAUGCCCAACACUUUCUUUAUUGGUGAUCAUGCCAACAUGUUUCCUCACUUGAAGAAAAAAGCUGUCAUUGAUUUCAAAUCCAACGGACACAUUUAUGACAACCGGAUUGUCCUGAAUGGCAUCGACCUCAAGGCCUUUCUAGAUAGUCUUCCCGAUGUCAAGAUUGUUAAGAUGAAGUGCCCUGAUGCAGGAGACAACGCAGACAGCAACGCAGCUCUCAGUAUGCCCGUCAUUCCCAUGAAUACUAUUGCGGAAGCUGUGAUUGAAAUGAUCAACAGAGGACAGAUUCAAAUAACAAUCAACGGAUUCAAUAUUAGCAACGGACUAGCGACCACUCAGAUAAACAACAAAGCUGCAACAGGAGAGGAGGUUCCCCGCACCAUUAUUGUUACCACUCGUUCUCAGUAUGGCUUACCAGAAGAUGCCAUUGUGUACUGUAAUUUUAACCAGCUGUAUAAAAUCGACCCUUCCACCCUGCAGAUGUGGGCUAAUAUUCUGAAGCGGGUUCCCAACAGUGUGCUGUGGCUGUUGCGUUUCCCAGCCGUAGGAGAACCCAAUAUUCAGCAGUAUGCCCAGAACAUGGGCCUUCCCCAGAAUCGGAUCAUCUUUUCUCCAGUUGCUCCAAAGGAGGAGCAUGUGAGGCGAGGUCAGCUAGCUGAUGUCUGCCUAGAUACCCCACUCUGCAACGGGCACACCACUGGCAUGGACGUGCUGUGGGCAGGAACCCCCAUGGUGACUAUGCCAGGAGAGACUCUCGCUUCCCGGGUUGCUGCCUCUCAGCUCACUUGCCUCGGUUGCCUUGAGCUUAUUGCAAAAAAUAGGCAAGAGUAUGAAGAUAUUGCUGUGAAACUGGGGACUGAUCUAGAAUACCUGAAGAAAAUCCGUGGCAAAGUCUGGAAGCAGAGAAUAUCCAGCCCUCUUUUCAACACCAAACAGUACACAAUGGAACUAGAACGCCUUUACCUUCAAAUGUGGGAUCACUAUGCAGCUGGAAACAAACCAGACCACAUGAUUAAGCCGGUUGAGGCCACAGAGUCGGCAUAAAAGAUUCAGUACACAUAGGAGAAUUAUCCCAAGGCAUGAGUCUCUCAAGCCUCUGUUGCAAAGGAAAAGGGAACUAGAGACCCCUACAUUUCUACAUAUCUGCUCAAUGCCAUGUGACGUACACAAUGGUAAUAAAUAGCACAGCAAGCCUACUUCCUGCACAAUAGGGAGAGACAGUUAAGAUGGGAAACUGCUAUUCCACAAGGAAUCUGCAUACAGUUCAGCAGUGCCCACAGGUGCUGUGUAGGUAUGGAAGACGUGAUUGAAUUGGAAUGCUUGGUGUAGGGGAGAGAGAUUUGCCCAGCCACUUGCAAUUCUAUGGAUUGAUUGAGUCUUCUAUGAAUUAUUUUUUUCUUUCUUAUAUUGGGAAUUGGAGCUUUUAAAAAUGUUUAAUUUCAGGUAUUCCCAUUGGCGUGUGUGAUUCUCUUCCAGGAUUAAGUUUCCAGCUAAACUUUUCCAGCUAAACAUUUCCAGCUAAAAUGUUCUUUACUCCAUGACCUUUCAGCUUUUGAGCCACAGAUUAAAAGGGCAUCUUUGCUGGUAUAGGCUUUUUAUAGGUUUUAUAAACCGCUUGAGUCUAUGUCAGCCUUGUAGUGUCUGACCUGUUGAUUGGAGCUGUUUGUGCUGUUGGUUUUGAUGAUGACUUUUUGUUCUGUAUUUUUGUUUUGUCCCUCUUCCCCCUUCCCCCCCUCCUCCCCACUCAGUCUUCCACUACUUCUUGGUUUUUGUUAAGAAAAAGAAAAAGAAAAAAAAAAAAGGAAAAAGAAUAACAAAACAAAACAAAAAAACAUAAAACAAAAACAAACCAAAAAAAAACAUAAAAAAAGACAAAACAAAAAAAACACACCACAACCCUUCCUGAGAAUCAUUUAAUUGGCUUCUUUGGCAGGAAAACCAGACUUAGGAUUUCACACAUAUUCUCAAAGUGUUUACUUUAAACACACUGGUGCCAAAUGCCAGUUUUUUAAAAAAAAAAUGAUUAUUAAUUAUGUAAAGACAGUCGUGGUACUGUUUCACAGAAUAAAUCAUUUUUGUUUUCUAAGUUUUGCCCCCCCUUUUCCAGCAUUUUACUGUUGUCAGAAAGUUAUAGUGUGCGCAACAUUUUGGCUCCAUUUUGAUGGUUUAGAUUUUUCUUGAAAUUUUCCUUGUUCUUCCUAUUUCUUUUAGCAGAAAUGAAAGCCCAGGUAAGUAUUCAGUCAUUUCAUUCAAUAAGUCAUGAUUGCCUCCAAUACAUUCGAUCAGUUUCAUUCAGAAAUCGUGUCGUGCCAGAAGCUCUGCAGGGCCACUGCAGAUGACCUUUCAAGGCAUUGCACAAAACGGUCUUUCCAUCCGAACUUUCAAGUAUGUGAUGUACAGAUUUUGCCUCAACAGUGGCUUGACUGCAUUGCUACUUGAAUUACGUAUCGGACCCCAGCGCUGCUAGUGCUGGAAGUGUCUUCUGGGAAAACUCCAGGAAUAGAAAUAUUCCCGAAUUUCAACAAAGGGCUUGAAGUUUAAAAUAAGCCAACAUAAGAGUGUAUAUCAUGUGUAGCUGUUCUGUUUUUAUUGCUACUCGGUAAGAAGUAAGUAUUUGUCUGCUAGCAGUGCUGCUUGCAGGUGACCGAUGGUGGCCAAGGCCCGGGGUUUGCUUCACCUGUUCUGUGGCGGCUCAUGCUUUGACUGGCUCCUAGCUGACAAAUUCUUGAUUAAAUCACUGUCAGAGACUCGGGGCUCUGACAGAAUCUGAACAGGAACCCUCAGAAUUCUGAAGCCAGAAUUUCUUAGGUAUAAACUGCUCCUUUUAGCAGUUUGGGAACUCCUUAAUUUAUUUUUCACCUUUUCCAAUCAUUAAAGGAUGUCAGGACAUUGCCAUGAAUGAUGCUUUCAGUUCACAGAUUGCCGAAAAUGGAUUAGAAUCAAAACUGUCCCUUUCUGAUGCCCUGGAGGCUGAGAGCUCCAGCCAUUUCACAUAGCACAUCACUCCUGCAUUGGAGGAAUGUUUUUCCUGGUGUGGAAAGUAUCUGCUGUGGUUGAAGCUUUGCUUAAUGUAACAAAAGAGGUUUUUGUUUCCAGGUAACGGGUCUGAGGAAGACUUAAUUCUGAAUAGAAACAUAGCUAUUACUGGAAACUAAUUUGUCUUUUCUAUUGUAUUCCGCUUUAUCAAAAACAGUAAAAUUAUUUAAAUUGUGCUACAGAAAUUCAAAUAUUGUCUUGCAGUCUUUAAACAAUAAACAGAAACAUUUUCCUCU
Sarcophilus harrisii (Tasmanian devil) is the source of this 8313-nucleotide messenger RNA. RefSeq names its product O-linked N-acetylglucosamine (GlcNAc) transferase (gene OGT). Gene Ontology annotation, biological process: protein O-linked glycosylation. The transcript is spliced from 19 exons. The record is from RefSeq and is a predicted model, not a curated record. Gene Ontology annotation, molecular function: protein binding; protein N-acetylglucosaminyltransferase activity. Lineage: Eukaryota; Metazoa; Chordata; Mammalia; Dasyuromorphia; Dasyuridae. The coding region runs from base 3464 to 6085 and encodes 873 amino acids.